CUUCCUCCCACUUUCCCAUUAAAAACCACCAACCUUCUCCCACCUCACACCUCUAACAACUUUUAUUCAAAGCCCCUUCCGGAUUCAUCCAUCCUUUCUUUCCAUCGUAUUGGCCGGCCGUUUCCAUUCUUUUGGGCGAUGGGCCGCCGGCUCCAUGGCGAGCACCUCAAGCAGCUGAGGGACAUCUUCGACCGGUUCGACAUGGACUCCGACGGCAGCCUAACCCAGCUGGAGCUCGCCGCCCUCCUCCGCUCCCUCGGCCUGAAGCCGACCGGAGACCAGAUCCAUGCCUUGCUUUCGAAUAUGGAUGCUAAUGGGAAUGGCUCCGUGGAAUUCGCCGAGCUCGCCGACGCCAUCGCCCCCUUGAUGAGCGACGAGGCCCUCGUCAACCAAGAACAGCUCCUCGACGUCUUCCGGUCGUUCGAUCGCGAUGGCAAUGGUUAUAUAUCGGCGGCCGAGCUGGCCCGGGCGAUGGCGCGGAUGGGACAGCCGCUGACCUUCUGCGAGCUCACCGAGAUGAUGCACGAGGCUGACACCGACGGCGAUGGGGUUAUUAGCUUCACGGAGUUUGCCGCCGUUAUGGCCAAGUCCGCCGCCGACUUCCUUGGAUUCGCCGUUUCCUAGAUUCGCUGGAAGGACUUCAUUGACUUGGUGACCAGCUCAGCCGGUGUCCCACCUGGGUUUAAUAUGAUAGGGUGUUUGGGAGAUGGUUGUAACUUAUAGAUUCGCCAGAAGUAGUUCAUGGAUUUGGUGACCAGGUCAGCCGGUGUCCCACCUGGUUUUAAUAUGAUAGGGUGUUUAUGGUUAUUGUUAGGUUUGUAAUAAAAUGUACAUAAGGGAUGAUGGGAUUGGAAGAUGGCUGUAACUUGUAAGGCUGUAGAAAUGCAGGACAAAUUUUUCAAUGAUCUUCCCCUGGUGUUUCCUGCAAGUUUCCAAGGGGAAGAGAGAGAAACUGUCUCGGUAAUGUUAUUAUUUAUAAUCUUGUGUUCUUAUAUUGGUUCUAAUCAUUCAUCUA
Molecule: messenger RNA, 1015 nt
Organism: Elaeis guineensis (African oil palm)
Lineage: Eukaryota; Viridiplantae; Streptophyta; Magnoliopsida; Arecales; Arecaceae
Product: probable calcium-binding protein CML14
Cellular component (GO): myosin II complex
Molecular function (GO): calcium ion binding
Source: RefSeq, a predicted model, not a curated record